ACCCUCUAUUGAAUCUAUCACUACUAGACUGGCUGCAUUAAAUGUCAUUCUUAACAUGCAGCGACAUCUACAGAGUUUUUAUUAAAGUGAAUUUACAUAGGAAAGCACGUGUAUAACAUCAUAACCAUAAUCUUUAAAAACCCUCCAACGGGUUUCCAUAAAGUUUAUUGUUUUGUUAUAAUUAGUGUUAAAAAUGGGUGAUAGUGCCGGGGUAGAAGACAAGAAGAAAUCUCAUCGAGAUCGAAAUUCUGGCAGGAAAGCAGAUAAGAAAAAAGCUAAGAAAGAUGCUAAGAAUCCCGUUUUGGAGCUUACCGAUAAGCAGCGCAACCCUAAAGCCUUUGCCUUUAACUCUGCCAUCCGCGCCGAACGAAGAUUUCGUCGUAAAGAAGACAUAGAAACAAAAAAGCAACACAUUCCUAUAGUUGACAGACAAUCCAUUGAACCUCCACCAAUUUUAAUUGCUGUUGUUGGUCCUCCAAAGGUUGGAAAGACAACUGUUAUAAACAAUCUAAUCAGGUUGUUUACCAGGUCACCUCUUACAGAUAUCAAAGGUCCUGUUACAAUUGUAACUGGCAAAAAGAGAAGAAUUACAUUUAUUGAAUGUAAUAAUGAUAUCAAUUCAAUGAUUGAUUUAGCAAAGGUAGCAGAUUUAGUUCUUCUAUUGAUUGAUGCUAGUUUUGGUUUUGAAAUGGAAAUCUUUGAGUUUUUGAAUAUUUGUCAAGUGCAUGGCAUGCCUAGAAUUAUGGGUAUUCUUACACAUUUGGACAUGAUUAAGAACCAAACUGCUUUAAAAACUAAAAAGAAAACACUCAAGCAUAGAUUUUGGACUGAAGUGUAUCCAGGAGCUAAGUUGUUUUAUUUAUCAGGAAUAAUUCAUGGAGAAUACUUGAGAAAUGAAGUUAAAAACUUGGGCAGAUUUAUUUCUGUGAUGAAAUUUAGACCUUUAACAUGGAGGACAACACAUAGUUACCUCCUGGGUGACAGGUAUGAAGAUUUGACGAAUCAGGAGAUUGUUAGGAAGAAUCCAAAGUGUGAUAGAAAUAUUUCACUUUAUGGAUACAUUAGAGGAGUACCAUUGAAUAAGAACACUAUGGUUCACGUUGCGGGUUUUGGUGACUUGCGAAUUCAUGACAUUUCAUUCCUGCCUGAUCCGUGUCCAUUGCCGGAUCAAAUCAAGAAACGUGCGUUGAUUGAGAAAGAAAAAUUAAUCUACGCUCCGUUUUCUGGUGUUGGUGGCAUUGUUUAUGAUAAAGAUGCUGUUUAUGUAGAGUUGGGUGGUUCGCAUAGUCAUAAUAAACGCGACGAUGAGGAUGAAACGACUAAUUUAAUGACAAAUUUAAUUGAUGCUAAAGAAACUUUGGAUGUUAAAAUGGAACACUCCAAAAUGAAGAUUUUCACUGAGGGUGAAGAGAUUACAGCUGAAGAUGUUGGUAGGGAAGACGAUUCUGAUGAUAGUGAUGAUGAUGAUGAAGAUAAAAUAGUUCAGAAUGAAAAUAAAGUUGAAUUAUAUGCUAAACCUCAAGAAAAAGAGGAGGAUGAUUUGGAUAAAGAGUUGGAGGAGUUGAGGAAACAGCAUAAGGCGGAGAUUGUCACGGAUGAUGCUGGAAGGACUCGAAGGAAAGUUGUUUUUGAUGUUCCUGAUGAUCAAUUUGCUGAAGAUUUAUCUGAUGGAGAAGAUGAUGAUGGUGAUGAGGAUGAAGAGGAGGAAGAAUCGGAUGUUGAAGAAGAAAAUGAAGAUGAUUUUGAUAAUCCAGACUUGAAAUGGAAGGAUAAUUUAGCUAAAAAAGCCGAAGAGGCAUUCUUCGAACGCCAAAAGUCCAGCAAAAAUCUUAUGAAGUUAGUUUACGGUGUAUUUGACACUAAACAUUUAACAAAACUCAAAGAAAACGAAGAAAGCGAGGAGGAAGAAGAAGAAAUUGGUGGGCUAUUCAAAGUCGCGUCAAGAGAACAAGAAAAACGAAAAAUGGAGAAGGAUCAAAUGGAUCUAGAAGAAUCCACGUUGAAUAUGCCAUGGAACGCCAACAUCCGCAAUUGGCUCGAAAAUGAAAACAAAAUAAACAUACAGAAUUGUUUCGUUACUGGCAAAUGGAAAGAAUCUGAAGAUGCCAGUGAAUUACUACGUUUAGACGACGCGGAAGAUCUCAGCGAUGUUGGAUCGGAAUGUUUUGGUGAUUUUGAAGACUUAGAAACAGGUGAAAAGUUUUCUGGUGCUGAUAAAACCAACAAUCCAGGUGGUACAACAGAUAAACGCAAGAGAAAUGAAUCAGAGAAGGAUCAACGUGCUGAUCGGGAAGCACUAGCCGAAAAGAAGCGAAAACUAAAGGAAAAAUUCGAUGCUGAGUAUGAUAAUUCAGAAAAAGCUUCGUUUUACGAAGAUUUGAAAACCACCGCCGAGAAACAAGCACAACUCAAUAAAUCAGUGUUUGAAAACAUGCCAGAUGACCUACGCGUGCAGAUCGAAGGAUAUCGUGCAGGAAUGUACGUCCGAAUCGAAUUCCAAAAUGUCCCCUGCGAAUUUAUUACGAAUUUUAAUCCUAAUUAUCCGAUUGUUCUCGGGGCUUUGAACAUGGGCGAAGAAAAUAUUGGUUUUGUUAAUGUUAAGAUCAAAAAACAUCGUUGGUAUAAAAAGAUUUUAAAGGCUAAUGAUCCUUUAAUUAUAUCAUUGGGUUGGAGACGAUUCCAAACAAUACCACUUUAUUCAAAGUUGGAGGAUGAUAUGAAAUGCAGAUAUUUAAAAUAUACCCCGGAACAUCUAACGUGUAAUGCGCACUUUUGGGGACCAAUUACACCUCAAGGUACCGGUUUUCUUGCACUUCAAAGUUGUGAUCAUAAUAUUGAAGCGUUACAAUCGCUGGGUUUCCGUAUUGCUGCUACUGGAGCAGUACAAGAGUUAGAUAAAUCAACACAGAUCAAAAAGUUAAAAUUGAUCGGUUAUCCGAUGAAAAUUUACAAAAAGACUGCUUUUAUCAAAGGGAUGUUUAACAGUUCAUUAGAAGUGGCUAAAUUUGAAGGUGCACGUAUUAAAAGUGUGUCUGGUAUUCGUGGACAAAUUAAAAAGGCUGCCAGUAAACCGGAAGGGGUAUUCCGAGCUACUUUUGAGGAUAAAAUUCAAUUAAGCGAUAUAAUAUUCUGUAGAACUUGGUAUAAAGUUGAUGUACAGAAGUUUUACACUCCUAUCACCACAUUACUCUUGCCUGAAGACCAAAAGAAUUCAUGGAAGGGAUUGCGUACUACUGGAGAGAUUAAACGCGAACGAGGCAUCCGCAACGAAGCAAAUAAAGAUAGUGCUUAUACUGAAAUUAAACGCGCACCCAAAGUGUUUAAACCUUUGGUGAUACCAGCUAAAUUACAACAAGCAUUGCCAUAUCGUGAUAAGCCUAAGCACGAUGUUAGAAUCAAGGAUAAAAAGAAGCAGAUUGAACGCGUCGCAGUAAUCCGCGAACCAAAGGAACAGAAGGUUGCCAACAUGUUGAAAAUGAUCAAGACUACAUACGAUCACAAACAGGAGCAACUCAAACAGCAAACGAAGGAGCGCAUUGCGACGCACCGCAAGAAAAUUGAAGCGAUCGAAAUGAAAAAGAAUAAGAACCUACGUGACAUCAAAAAGAACGUGUUCCGGCAGAGGAGUAAAGCACAAAUUGCAGCAGAACGCAAAGGUAAAAAAGGUGGUGGUAAUAAAUCCGCCCGCGAUGAAUUGGAUUAGAUAUUUAAAUUUAAAUAAUAAAAAAAUUCAUUAUAGACAUAUUUGUUAUGAAGUUAUGUUUAUUUGGAGCAUCUGGAAUUAAAACAGAAAUAAAUAAGUUAAAAGGGAUAUUUCGGGAGAGAUUGCUCUGGAUAUUCUAAAAACUUUGAGAUAUUAAUAAAUAUUUAUAAUAAUCA
Dalotia coriaria is the source of this 3879-nucleotide messenger RNA. RefSeq names its product ribosome biogenesis protein BMS1 homolog. The record is from RefSeq and is a predicted model, not a curated record. Gene Ontology annotation, molecular function: GTPase activity; U3 snoRNA binding; GTP binding. Gene Ontology annotation, biological process: ribosome biogenesis; endonucleolytic cleavage of tricistronic rRNA transcript (SSU-rRNA, 5.8S rRNA, LSU-rRNA); maturation of SSU-rRNA from tricistronic rRNA transcript (SSU-rRNA, 5.8S rRNA, LSU-rRNA). Gene Ontology annotation, cellular component: 90S preribosome; nucleus. Lineage: Eukaryota; Metazoa; Arthropoda; Insecta; Coleoptera; Staphylinidae.